Messenger RNA from Radiomyces spectabilis, 2298 nucleotides. Its product is annotated as phosphatidylserine decarboxylase-domain-containing protein. Gene Ontology annotation, cellular component: delta DNA polymerase complex; mitochondrion. Gene Ontology annotation, molecular function: phosphatidylserine decarboxylase activity; DNA binding. The transcript is spliced from 12 exons. The record is from RefSeq and is a predicted model, not a curated record. The annotation marks the transcript as partial. Lineage: Eukaryota; Fungi; Mucoromycota; Mucoromycetes; Mucorales; Radiomycetaceae. Gene Ontology annotation, biological process: phospholipid biosynthetic process; DNA replication; DNA strand elongation involved in DNA replication.
UUGGAACGCAAAGUGUCGACUUUUGAUGAAAUGCCGGAAUUAAAAGAUCGCAUGCUGAUCAAAGAUCGAUCAUUCCGUCAACAGUAUGCCAGCUUAUAUUUCCCACGCUAUGUGCCGAAAGUAUUGGAUGUCCAGGCCGGCGAGAUUUGCUAUAUUGUCGGCACCGUGUAUAUGGAAAUGAUGAUGAAGCCAAACGUGAUGAAAGAUUUAGGCACAGAGCAUUCUAUUGUUGCACCGCCGACACCAGCUAAAUACCGAACAGACAAUGACAGAAUUUCGGUCGAAGAUGAAUCGGGCCGUGUGGAAUUGUCGGGUCUUCGAAUUUCAAAAGAAUUGCUGGUGACAGGAAUGGUCAUUGGUGUGUUGGGAAAGGAAAAUUCAACAGGUGCAUUCGAAGUUGUGGAUGUAUGUCUUCCUGGCGUGCCUGAUCAGGUCCCCUUUGUCGAGAAACAAACAAGUAUGAGAUGCUUUGGUGAUAUACAGGAUCAAUUAUCAAGUUCUGCAAUUUCCAGAAUCAUCAUUGCCGGCAAUUCUCUGGACAAACCCAAACGGAUCGUAGACAAGCAGAAACCCCUAGACGACCUGUUGGACGAAUUAUGCGCUACAGUCGACGUGGAUCUUAUGCCUGGAGCACAAGAUCCCAUUAAUCAUCACCUUCCUCAACAACCGAUGCGCUCGGCUCUGUUCACAAAGACACAUCAAUCCAAUACAUUCCACACCGUUACCAAUCCAUACUGGUUCACAGUGGACGGUGUUACAUUUCUAGGCACUUCAGGUCAAAACAUCGAUGACAUUUUCAAAUAUGUGGAUACUCCGGAUCGAUUAAGUAUGGCAGAGCAGACGUUAUUCUGGAGACACAUUGCACCGUCAGCUCCAGAUACCCUGUGGUGCUAUCCAUUCCAAGACCAUGAUCCUUUCCUAUUGGAUCAAGCGCCGCACGUUUAUUUCUGCGGUAAUCAGCCAAAAUUUGAAAAUAACUUACUGGAAGGUUCGGACGGGCAGCGUAUCCGCGUGGUGAUGGUUCCUUCUUUCGCCGAGACCGGCACGGUGGUACUUGUUAAUUUAAGCACUCUCGAAUGUAGCUCCAUAGAAAUUAAAUCACCGGAUUAUCGACGUGUACGCGAGCGGGAAUCCCGGAAAAUCGAUGAACAAGAAACGAAGCCGAAAUAUGUAGCAACCGGUCCUUGGCAGGUUCAUGUGGCGGCUGCUUUGCCUUUGCGUACCAUCUCACGGUUAUGGGGUGCCUUCAACUCCUUGACCAUCCCUACUUCCCUUCGCUCGGCCGGAUUUCGAUUAUACAGUUUUAUUUUCGGCUGCAAUCUUGACGAAAUCAAGAACACCGAUUUAACCAGCUAUCCCAAUUUGGCCACGUUCUUCUAUCGAGAGUUAAAGGAAGGAGUACGACCCAUUGCCGAUGCACCGAUCGUGUCACCUGCAGAUGGCAAAGUCCUGCAUUUUGGCAUGGUAGGAGAAGAACGUGAAGUGGAGCAGAUUAAAGGCGUCAAGUACUCGUUGGAUGCCCUUUUGGGUGAAGCCAAUCAGUCGGUGACUCCGCCCGGGGAAGCAAUCCAUAAUGGUGCCUCCAGUGUUGUGGACGAAGAACAAUUUGCCAACGUAAAUGGCAUUGAAUAUUCAUUGGACCAUUUAUUGGGUGACGACGGUUACGUGCAGACGGAAUCUACCGUGGGUCCCGACGGUUUGGAUCAAGCAGCGAAAUCUACGGAAAAGGAAGCUAGCGAGUUGGCGGAUAUCGCCAAGGUCGAAGACAAUCACCACAAGGUGCGUCCCGGCCAUGCUCUGUAUUUCGCCGUUGUCUAUUUAGCACCUGGGGAUUACCAUCGGUUUCAUUCACCUACAAGUUGGGUGGUUCAAACACGAAGACAUUUCGCAGGCGAACUUUUCUCGGUAUCUCCUUAUUUCGUAAAGUUGCUUCAGAACUUGUUUGUUCUUAAUGAGCGAGUGGUGCUGCUUGGAAAGUGGAAAUAUGGCUUUUUCUCCAUGAUUCCUGUUGGCGCCACCAAUGUGGGAUCGAUCAAGAUCAACUUUGACGAAGCGCUGAAAACCAACCGCAAGGAAGAUAUCCCGAUGGGCACUUACACUGAAGUGACGUAUAAAUCCGCAAGUAAGCGAUUGGGCGGAAAAGCGUUGAUGCAUGGUGAUGAAAUGGGCGGAUUUUUCCUGGGAUCGACCGUGGUGUUAGUCUUUGAGGCACCUACAUCCUUCAAGUUUGCCCUGAGCGCAGGUCAGAAAAUUAAAAUGGGCGAGCCCAUGGGUUACAUUCCCGAGGAAAAUCAAUAA